Molecule: messenger RNA, 5106 nt
Organism: Galendromus occidentalis (western predatory mite)
Lineage: Eukaryota; Metazoa; Arthropoda; Arachnida; Mesostigmata; Phytoseiidae
Exons: 8
Coding region: 1-5106 (1701 amino acids)
Source: RefSeq, a predicted model, not a curated record
AUGGCAGGUCGACCGAAACUCGUUUCGGUAAAUUCGGCCAUCACUUGUUCGCUAUGCAAAGGCUACCUCAUCAACGCUAUGACACUAUGUCGGUGUAUGCAUACCUUCUGCCGAAGCUGUAUACACCGAUACCUGGACACGAGUAGCACAUGUCCAACGUGUCAGCAGAGGGUUUUCCGGAGCCGGAUGGACACACACAUGUUGCCCGAUCACACGCUGCAGUCGAUUGUGUACAGGGUUGUCCCCGGCUUGUACGAGGAUGAGAUGCGCCGGAGACGACAAUUCUACGAGAACACUGAUGAAAGAAGUGACGAACGUACUGAGGAGAGGGGCUUCCCGGAACGCGUGAUUCUCUCGGACAAGGACAAGGUCUCCGUGGUUCUGGCCUAUCGUGAGAACGAAGAAUAUCCCAAACUAUAUCUCGAAUUGGCGGCAGCUAUGCCGGUGUCGGUUUUACUGAAUUUUCUACGUGACAAAUGCAAACCUCUCCCGACGCUUGUUGUUCAUCUGAUUCUGGAGCAGGGAGGCGUCGGGACGAGGGACGCUCCAGACCGUUUACUGCUGGACCCUGAUUUCACAAUUUUCGACGUGUGCUAUAUAGCUAAAUACAAUCUUCAGGGACCUCUGAAGUUAUCAUUUACUUUCGUGCAAUUCGACCCUGAAAGCUUUAAAGACAGAAGACUCCUCGAAUCUUCAACUAUGUCGGAGUCGUCGAUCCUGAAGAAAUCCCUCAACCAUCGCUACCGAGACGAGAAGAUCAACGGAGACUCCAGAGUCGCGAACAAGGCGGUGAAGAACGUGCAAUACACGAAAGUAAAGGCGGAUACCAAAAGCAUCGUGCUUUCCAAGAAUUCUAUCCUGGAAUCUGCGGUGAACUCGAUGAAAACCUACUCCAGGAAUGCCGGGAGCAACGGAGGCAACGGAAACCUCUGUCAGUUGGCCGACGGUGUCGUGACCGGGGCGAACGCAAGCGAAGGCGACUCUACCGAGGAAGAGGUCGAUAGCUGGGAUUCAAACGUGUCUACAACCAUCGACAGCCUUACGAACAGUCAGCAUAGCUCCCAACAGACGCCCAAUAACAGCGCCGGCAGCAGCAGCAACAGCAUCGUCGGAAAGCUCAACAAGACUGCUGCCCUGGUAGCCGCUGCCAUCAACAGCAGCGGCUCUCCUUCGGCUUCUAAAACGUCCAAACAUUCCAAAAAUUCGUCCGGCGUAUCGUCAAUUCAUGCCAACAACAAUCCAUCUCUGAUCGUGGCCCGGCCCCAGAGUCUCCGAAUCGACGCCAUGCGGGAGAAGUCGGACAAGCCGGCAGGCAAGCAGGCCAUCUCUCCUGUCGUUCAACAGAGCGCUCCCGUCGGACAUCAUAAGCGAGUCAGCCAGGACAAGAAAUCCCAUCACCACCAUCAUCACCACCACCACAAAAACCACAAUUUUUCUUCACCGUCUACGGCUUCCGCCUCCACGGUAGCGGGCAAGCCUCCGACCGUGCUCAAAAUCAAGCUGAACACGAGUCCAACGACGAGCGAAACUCUCACCAUCACUUCGCCUCCGAUCAGAGAGACUCGGCUGAAGGCGCUGGAGUACCCUGCCGUGACGUCGAUCAAAAUCAAACCGAUCGUUGCUUCACCUUCAACCCCAUCUCCACCUUCGAGUUCGAGGGAAACCCGAGCUAGUUCUGUGGAGAGCGGCGGUCGCAAGAAACGUCGGAGCGAAGACAGAGAUCGGACGAUCAAGGAAAAAUCGCCGUCAUUCGAAGAUGAGCCCGUCGCGCCAAAGAAGAGCAAGAAAGCGAAAACUAAAAAGACUACGAAUCAGAAUACGCAAGCGGUUAUCAAUGACACCGCCUACGUGUCUGAUCAACCGAAAGACCUCCUUAGCACCUCGAACUUCGGUUGGGGUGACUCCUCAUUAUGGGAAUCUCAGUUGCGCAUCCCAAGUCCAUUGACAGUGCCUCUGACAGUGUCGGUAGCCAGGAGAAAAGCUAAUCAGGCGAAGAAUCGAACCGCGUCCCUUCCCGCACCGCCGGCGACUCCCUCGUCUUUCCUCGAGGAGAACUUCUCUUUGAAAAAGAACCAGGUUGUCGUCAAGCCGGCCAACAAUCGCAUCUGGCGGAAGCGGCGUCAUGUGUCUCCACCUCCGGUUCCUGUAAAAUUACCUCCCCCGGAUUUCAAGAUGUCUUCAACGCUCUCUGCAGUUUUGGAAGCAGUCAAAAACGACAAAGUCUACGAGGUACUGUCAUCCCCCCAGCACACGGUCAGCUGUUCUCCUAGUUCUUCGCCUCUUAGAGAUUGCUAUUUCUCCAAGCCCGCGGACCACAACGACUUUCCGAGUCGUAGGCAGUCCGAAACGGACCACUUUUUAGACUCCGGCGUUAGACCAGGCAGCAGCUCGAGUGGUGAUAUAAACGCCGACGUAUUCCGAAUGGAAUUCCCCGUGGCCGCAAUAAACCCCCUGACACCAGCAGUUUCACCAAAAAUGGACCGAUCUCAAAGCUACGCGUCCCCCACGGCAGAGUCUCUACGAUCGGAGUUCUGCCUAGAGAGCACACGUCGAAAAUCUUUCUCGUCGACCACCUCUCCCUCGUCCUGUUCUCCAUCAUCGUCGUCGAUGUCGUGUACCGAAGUCAAGUUCAGCAUCCACAACAUUCUCUCGAACGAGUCCUCGCCUCCUCAGAUCAAGGUCAAGCAACAGGAGGACAACGAAUCCAAAGAGCUGAACAUCCACGAGUCGAUCGAGAUGUUCAUAACGAAUAUAAGCAAGUUCUUCUGGGCUCUCGAAGCGAGCAAGGGUCGGGUCAGCAAUCGCAUGUGGAAAACUUUCUUGGCGAAGAAAGUCGCUCUGGAAAGAAUCCUCACGCUGCUGCGAAAACUCACAAUCGUCGUUGCACCGAAUCAGAUCGAGCGCGUGCUGCAACUCGAGAGCGCAAUACAGAAGUACUUCAACACAGAUCCUUUCAUCAGCUUGGCGUCUUCCGCAAUCAGUCCCCCCAAAACAAGAACUCCGCUGGAAAGUCUCAAACCAGAUACGCUCAAGAUGCUUGAACAAAACGACGUGAGAGUGACCCCGAUUUAUGUGAAAACGACGGCAGCUAAGUCAUCGAGUGAUACUUUCCAUCCAGACCACGGAAACGAGUGUGAACCAUCUUUGUCGAUCGUUCGCCUGACGCCUCCGUCACACGUCGCCUCAGAGUCGUCGAUAGACCUCUCUGGUAUCCCUGCGACGCUCAUCGCGACCGAGUUCAGUCUUCAGCCUGAGGAAAAGUCCGUUAUUCCUUCGAAGAUCGAUGAUGACGGAUCCAUCCCCCCUCCGUUGGACCCUUGCGGGGAACCGAACCACGAAGUCCGAUUGUCGAUGCCAUCAGAUCCCGAGGCUGAGACCUUCAAUGGCGAAAAUUCCUCGGAGUUCAACAGCACCGCCUGUCCAGAAACGAAGGCACCGGUGAUGAAUGGAGUCCUGUCGAUCGACGAGUCUGAUGCAGCUUCCGAGGAGCAAGAAAUAACGAGCUCGGAACCGUGUGAAGACGUUAGGUCAGCGCUUGUAGCGGUCCUCGAAGCCGUGGAAAGAUCAUCAGAAGUGGAUCCUCAGAACCCGGAGGUUCCUGUCGCCCCCGGUAAUCGGAGAUCCGAGAAGGAGACCUCGGAGGUCGAAGGGCCAUCUUGUGUUCAAAGCGAGGAUCGAGCUCAGGUUCCUGGACAGCUGGAAAACGGGGCAGAAUCAUCAACUCCGAUUGGAGAAUCAAUGGAUGCCGUUGAUACCGAGGAGCGUCAAGUCGUUACGACCGAUUGCGGUGUACUGCAGAUUGGCCAGAACGAAUCGAUCGAUUCCCAAAUCGACCACAACGGGUCGGACGACUCCCAAGUCGAAGAAGUCUCUGUUGAGGAUUCCGAACCCGAACUCGCUCCGACUCGAGCUUCGUGCGCUGUCGAUGAGAGCCAUGCCGAAGCUGUAAAAGCUCAGUCGGAAGAUGUGAUCUCGCCCGCGGAACUUCCGAUGGAUUCGGUAGACGAAUCUGAGUCCACGGAGUCCUCGAUGCGAAUAGAUUCGACAGAGAAGAGUUCGAUUUACGCAUCGAAUAUGACGAUCGGAGACUUCACGAGUCUCGAGACGGGUACUCAGCCCCAAAUCCAAGUAAAUGGAAUCGACAGCGAGCUCGAUGACACUAUCGGAGCUGACGACCUUGACCAGAAUGAGACUUCCGUCCCUUCCAUCGAACUUCUGAAAGGCGAUAGCGAAGCUCCAUUACUCGAUAUCGACGAAGAUGGGAGCGAUGAUCUGAUGGACGUGAUAGGGACUUCGCUUGAGCCGAUCGGACUCCCAAGCGAAGUCAUCGAAUUCGACGCCGCCGACGGAAUGGUCGUCGACUGUGCCUUGGAUGCGGCGGAAACGAGUGAGCUCAGAGUCGAUUCGAUCGAGCCUGAGGAGCCUGACGUCGACGGGGUAGUUGGAUCACAUGUGAACCAUCAAGCAGAUUUCGAAAAUGUCCCCACGGAAAGCGAUCCCAAGAAACAAAGCAAGACAUUCGCCGUGUCUAGAGGAGCGGCUUACAACGGGAGCUUCGGAGCCCAAAAUCAAUGCAAGACAUUGGUGCCUUACGUGCCUCUGAGACGCGAUGAUUCGUUCAAGUGGGCCUCCGAUACUCUCCGAUCCGAUCUCGGUGAGAGUGCAAUCCACGAUCUGUUCCGACUACGUAUCCCUAGGAUUUCCUUCUUCGGAAACGAAGUUUCAACUUGUGAUCUUGCUCCGAAAACUCAUAAAACGGGUCUGGAACUCGUUCCAUACGUUGCCCGUUCGGAAAAUCCAUUGGAGAAUCUCUUCCGCUUGACCGGCCUCAUCCCUGAGAGGGUCCCGAUCCCGUCACCAGUCCACGACUACAUUAUGAAAGGGAGCUCGACAGGAAUUCCAAACAGCGAAAAGCAAACCAAAACGCACUCAUUGCUGGAUUUUCUCAAACUGCAGCAGAAAUCACAUGUGGUUCAACAGAAUACUUCGCCGAAUUUCGGCGACAUAGAUAUGGAUGUUCAUCGCUGGGAGGAAGUCGAUGAGCUGGGAGGCGUAGCACCUCCGUCCGGCGUUGCCAACGUUCCCGGGAGCCUUAACGUCCACUGA